Messenger RNA from Jatropha curcas, 1537 nucleotides. NCBI's taxonomy places the organism in Eukaryota, Viridiplantae, Streptophyta, Magnoliopsida, Malpighiales, Euphorbiaceae. The record is from RefSeq and is a predicted model, not a curated record.
UACAGAGACCAAUACCGUCCUUUUUUAACGGAGACAGUGAGUACAAGAUCGACUGUGACUCUGUGUGUGCCCAUCCCUGUCCCAGCCGUAAGCUUUCCUUCCUCGACUCUCGUAUCGCUUCAAUGGAAUCAAAAGCCUUGCUCUCUGUCCCAGAAUUAUGUCAGCUUCAAUACCCACCAAUCAAUUUCUCCACCAAGAGUAAAGUCAUUAUCUUUUAAGAGAUUAGAGUGUGCGAACAGUUCGGAGAAAUUAGGGAGUACUGGUUUUCACAAUGAAGGUUAUUUAAACUCUGGGAUUAAAAGGAAAAAGCUCGCAGUUUUUGUCUCUGGUGGAGGUUCAAAUUUUAAGUCAGUUCAUGAAGCUUGCAUUCAAGGAUCAGUCCAUGGUGAUGUUGUCGCUGUGGUCACUAAUAGGAAAGGUUGUGGAGGUGCAGAGUACGCAAGAAAUAAGGAAAUCCCUGUUGUUUUGUUUCCUAGGACCAAAGAUGAACCUGAUGGACUAUCCCCAAGGGACCUUGUUGCUGCUCUUAGGGAGUUUGAGGUUGACUUCAUUCUUCUAGCUGGGUAUCUCAAACUUAUACCAGCAGAAUUGGUCCAAGCUUAUCCAAAACGCAUAUUAAAUAUACAUCCAGCACUUCUUCCAGCCUUUGGAGGCAAAGGCUACUAUGGCAUGAAGGUGCAUAAAGCAGUCAUUGCUUCUGGAGCAAGAUACUCAGGGCCAACUAUCCAUUUUGUUGAUGAGCAUUAUGACACGGGACUUAUCAUUGCUCAAAGAGUUGUCCCCGUGCUUGCAAAUGACACUGCAGAGGAGCUAGCUGCAAGGGUUCUCCGAGAGGAGCAUCGGUUAUAUGUGGAAGUGACAGCGGCAUUAUGUGAGGAGCGCAUUAUUUGGAGGGAAGAUGGCGUCCCUCUCAUUAGAAGUAGGGAAAACCCCAACCAGUACAGCUAAGACUAGUCUUUGCUUUUUGGUUGUACCCUGCAGAAGGUGCAGCAUGCAUGCAAGUGUUCUAUAGAAGUAUUGUUGUUAUACAAGUUGCCAUUGAGAUCAAUAUCUAACCACCUCUUCAAAUCACAUAUUUACCUACACAGGACAUUUUGCAAUUGAUCAUAGAUAACAAGCUUACUCUUUCCUGAAGGUUUACAUAAUUAAUAAAAAUUUUACCCUUGGAGCUCCUACUAAGCGAUGAUGAAUGAAUUGUUUUCUCUGCCAAGUUAUGAUUUUUCACCAAAUGUGUGUUAAAAGACUACAUACUGAUUAUCGCAGGACGCCUAUAGUUUCAGUUUUAGAUGCGAUGGAAGCUGCUGGGAGUUGUUGCAGCCUUUUAAAAUUGACCUACAGAAUGCAGGUGAAGAACUUUUUGAGCUGGGGAACUUUUGAGUACAAGCUUAAUUUUGGCCAUUUGUUGAUUUUUCUUGUUUUCAUUAUUAUUUUCCCUUUAGGAUCAUUUGCAGGCUAAUUGAUAUAAUAUACUAAUGUACUGAAAUUGCUUUACAUAUAUUAGCAGAAUGUGGACGAGCUUUUUCGGUUUGAUUUUUCA